GCAAGAUCUGGAUGUGGCUGGGGUACGCUGGUUCCAGACGGUUUUGCAAGUACCAUACUGACUGUCCCUCUACAGGAUUGCACUCAUGUGGACUAUCUUGUAAGUCGAAUGUGGAAGCUGUUAUUACCCUGCUGAGUCUGAUUCUAGCGAGCUGGACCACGCGACGAUCUACAACUAUCAGAACUAUGCGGCAUCUGAUUUCGGCGACAUUCCUCUACUAGGUGUUCUCAAUACUGCGGGUACGAUUGUCAGUGCGGUCUUGAAGCCGCCCAUCGCAAACGUCGCGGAAGUUGUUGGUCGCGCCGAGACGUAUAUUGCGGUCGUCAUACUCUACGUUGUGUCUUACAUUCUUUGCGCAUCUGCGAGAAGUUUCGGCCAAUACGCUGGAGGCUAUGUUGUUUACUGCAUCGCUCAAACUGGAAUGCAAAUUCUCAAUCAGAUCAUCGUGGCAGACAUCACUACGUCUAGGUGGCGUGGUCUUGCCAAUGGCUUAGUCAAUCUUCCUUUCAUGAUCAUCCCAUGGAUCUCGGCCUUUAUUGUGGACAGUGCGCUGGCCAACAUCGGCUGGCGUUGGGGUAUUGGCAUGUUUACUAUCAUAAUGCCAGUAUGUUCCAUUGCGACUGUCAUUCCAUUGAUCUGGUUCCAGCGGCGCAUCAAGAGAGCUGGCGGGAAAGUUCGAAAGGAGACUACCAUCCUGGGUUUUCUAUCUAAGAUCGACGUCGGUGGGAUGGUGCUGCUCAGUGGCGGAUGUGCGAUGCUGUUGCUGCCGAUCGCUCUUGCAGGCAAUACUCCAAAUCAUUGGCAUACACCCUGGGUUGCGGCUGUGAUGGCGAUUGGGGUCAUCUGCCUCAUCGCACUGAUCUACUAUGAGUCUCGAGUCGCCGUCAGACCUAUCAUUCCUCUACGUUUCACCAAGAAUGUUUCCUUGGUGAUCGCCUUUGUCAUCGGGUUGCUGGACGCUUUCGCCUACAGCAUCACACAUACGUACAUGUAUGCUUGGGUCACUGUCGUCCACGACUUCUCUCCACGAAACGCUACCUUCCUCACAUACGCUGCAGGCUGUGCUCAAGUUCUCACAGGCCUUGCGACCGGAUUCGUCAUGUAUCGAUCCAGGCGGUACAAAUGGCUACUCGUGAUCGGGGUGAUCAUUCGCUUGAUCGGUUACGGCUUGAUGAUGCGACUUCGAGGAGCCAGCAACUCAAUAGCCCAGCUCUUCAUCAUGCAGGUUAUCCAGGGUGCUGGAAGUGGAGCGGUCGGUACCGUCGUCAUUGUUGUGGCGCAAAUUGUUGUUCCACGGUCCGAGCUGGCACAAGCUACCGCAUUGGAGCUACUGUUCAUCUACCUGGGAACGAGUCUGGGGUCUUCGAUCGCCGGGACCAUUUAUACCAGCCUUUUCAAGCAAAGAUUACGGUAUUGGAUGGGUCCCCAAACGCCACAGUCAAUUAUCGACAACGUGUACGAGACUAUCACCAACGCUGGACCACGGCCUGGAUCGAAUGAGAGGAAUGCUGUCGAACAUGCCUAUUCCGACAUUCUCCGGUACAUGACCAUUGCUGCACUGGUGGCUUCGGCAAUUCCCAUGGUCGUGGUAUGGUUUCUGCCGAAUCUCAGGUUGAACGAUGAUCACAAUCUUGCAACGGACCUGGCAGAGUCGAAGAACGAGGCGGAGGGAGUGGAGCAAGGGGGGAUUUGUUCCAAAGACUGUGGAAGAGCUUAACAGAAUAAGCCUUGUAGCUGUGGUUCUUGGAGGUCAUGUUGAAGUAGAUGUGUUACACUUGUGCAGAGGCAGGACGGCUGUUAAUGGCCGUCGAUGGGAAAGGUAUUGCUGAGUCAUCCAAGCGGACAAUAAUCAAGCCGAGUGCCGCGACUUUCCUUGUCAAACACGGCAGGAAGUCA
This is a messenger RNA of Exophiala viscosa, 1896 nucleotides long. Its product is annotated as putative siderochrome-iron transporter. Gene Ontology annotation, cellular component: plasma membrane. Lineage: Eukaryota; Fungi; Ascomycota; Eurotiomycetes; Chaetothyriales; Herpotrichiellaceae. The record is from RefSeq and is a predicted model, not a curated record. Bases 422 to 1717 code for a protein of 431 amino acids. The transcript has a single exon. Gene Ontology annotation, molecular function: siderophore-iron transmembrane transporter activity. Gene Ontology annotation, biological process: transmembrane transport.